Sciurus carolinensis (gray squirrel) is the source of this 7693-nucleotide messenger RNA. RefSeq names its product THO complex subunit 2 (gene Thoc2). Gene Ontology annotation, biological process: mRNA processing; mRNA export from nucleus. Gene Ontology annotation, cellular component: THO complex part of transcription export complex. NCBI's taxonomy places the organism in Eukaryota, Metazoa, Chordata, Mammalia, Rodentia, Sciuridae. The record is from RefSeq and is a predicted model, not a curated record. Gene Ontology annotation, molecular function: mRNA binding.
CCCCUCGCUCGCGUGCUACACAUCCGGGCCUCUGUUACUAGUGAGGGGAAGAUGGCGGCCGCAACUGUGGUGGUUCCCGCAGAGUGGAUAAAGAACUGGGAGAAAUCAGGAAGAGGCGAAUUUUUACAUUUAUGCCGGAUUCUCAGUGAAAAUAAAAGCCAUGAUAGUUCGACUUAUAGAGAUUUCCAGCAAGCUCUCUAUGAGUUGUCGUACCAUGUCAUUAAAGGAAAUCUAAAGCAUGAACAGGCGUCUAAUGUUCUUAAUGACGUUAGUGAAUUUCGUGAGGAUAUGCCCUCCAUUCUUGCUGAUGUAUUCUGCAUAUUAGAUAUUGAGACAAAUUGUUUAGAAGAAAAAAGCAAGAGAGACUAUUUUACACAGUUGGUAUUAGCAUGUUUGUAUUUAGUUUCAGACACAGUUCUAAAGGAACGUCUGGAUCCAGAAACAUUGGAAUCAUUAGGGCUUAUCAAACAAUCACAGCAGUUCAAUCAAAAGUCCGUUAAAAUCAAGACAAAACUUUUUUAUAAGCAGCAAAAAUUCAAUUUGUUAAGAGAAGAAAAUGAAGGUUAUGCCAAGCUGAUUGCUGAAUUGGGGCAAGAUUUAUCUGGAAAUAUUACUAGUGAUUUAAUCUUAGAAAAUAUCAAAUCUUUAAUAGGAUGCUUUAAUCUGGAUCCCAAUAGAGUUUUGGAUGUCAUUUUAGAAGUGUUUGAAUGCAGGCCAGAACACGAUGACUUCUUUAUAUCUUUAUUAGAAUCUUACAUGAGUAUGUGUGAACCGCAAACACUGUGUCAUAUUCUUGGGUUCAAAUUCAAGUUUUACCAGGAACCAAAUGGGGAGACUCCAUCAUCUUUAUACAGAGUUGCAGCAGUACUUCUGCAAUUUAAUCUUAUUGAUUUAGAUGAUCUUUAUGUACAUCUUCUUCCAGCUGAUAAUUGCAUCAUGGAUGAACACAAACGAGAAAUUGUGGAAGCUAAGCAAAUCGUUAGAAAACUUACGAUGGUAGUGUUGUCUUCUGAAAAAAUGGAUGAACGAGAGAAAGAAAAGGAAAAAGAAGAGGAGAAAGUAGAGAAGCCACCUGACAACCAAAAACUUGGUUUGUUAGAAGCCUUGUUAAAGAUUGGUGAUUGGCAGCAUGCACAGAACAUUAUGGAUCAGAUGCCUCCAUACUAUGCAGCCUCACAUAAACUAAUAGCCCUUGCUAUUUGCAAGCUAAUUCACAUCACUAUUGAGCCUCUCUACCGAAGAGUUGGUGUUCCUAAAGGUGCUAAAGGCUCACCUGUUAAUGCUUUGCAAAACAAGAGAGCACCAAAGCAGGCAGAAACCUUUGAAGAUUUGAGGAGAGAUGUAUUCAAUAUGUUCUGUUACCUUGGUCCUCACCUUUCUCACGAUCCCAUUUUGUUUGCAAAAGUGGUGCGCAUAGGCAAGUCGUUUAUGAAGGAGUUUCAGUCUGAUGGAAGCAAACAAGAAGAUAAAGAGAAAACGGAAGUUAUCCUUAGCUGUUUGCUUAGCAUUACUGACCAGGUACUACUUCCAUCUCUUUCUUUGAUGGACUGCAAUGCUUGUAUGUCUGAGGAACUAUGGGGGAUGUUUAAAACAUUUCCCUAUCAGCAUAGAUACCAUCUGUAUGGCCAGUGGAAGAAUGAAACUUAUAACAGUCACCCACUUUUAGUAAAAGUUAAAGCUCAAACAAUAGACAGAGCCAAAUAUAUCAUGAAGCGUUUAACCAAGGAAAAUGUGAAGCCUUCAGGAAGACAAAUUGGAAAGUUGAGCCACAGCAAUCCAACCAUUUUGUUUGAUUAUAUCUUGUCACAAAUACAGAAAUAUGAUAAUUUAAUAACACCUGUAGUUGAUUCAUUGAAAUACCUCACGUCAUUGAAUUAUGAUGUCUUGGCCUAUUGUAUCAUUGAAGCUUUGGCUAAUCCAGAAAAGGAGAGAAUGAAACAUGAUGACACAACCAUCUCAAGCUGGCUUCAGAGUCUGGCUAGUUUCUGUGGUGCAGUUUUUCGUAAAUAUCCAAUUGAUCUUGCUGGUCUCCUUCAGUAUGUGGCCAAUCAACUCAAGGCAGGCAAAAGUUUUGACCUGCUUAUAUUAAAAGAAGUGGUACAAAAAAUGGCAGGAAUAGAAAUUACAGAGGAAAUGACAAUGGAACAACUAGAGGCCAUGACUGGUGGGGAGCAGCUAAAAGCCGAGGGUGGUUAUUUUGGCCAGAUCAGGAACACUAAAAAAUCCUCUCAGAGAUUAAAGGAUGCAUUAUUGGACCAUGAUCUUGCUCUUCCUCUAUGUUUGCUUAUGGCUCAGCAGAGGAAUGGGGUAAUCUUUCAAGAAGGUGGAGAGAAACAUUUGAAACUUGUGGGAAAGCUCUAUGACCAGUGUCAUGAUACCCUGGUACAAUUUGGUGGGUUUUUAGCAUCAAAUCUAAGCACAGAAGAUUAUAUAAAGCGAGUGCCUUCAAUUGAUGUGCUCUGUAAUGAAUUCCAUACACCCCAUGAUGCAGCAUUUUUUCUGUCUAGGCCUAUGUAUGCACACCAUAUAUCGUCAAAGUAUGAUGAACUUAAAAAAUCAGAAAAGGGAAGUAAACAGCAGCAUAAAGUUCAUAAGUACAUUACGUCAUGUGAGAUGGUGAUGGCUCCUGUCCAUGAAGCAGUGGUCUCCUUACAUGUUUCCAAAGUCUGGGAUGACAUCAGCCCUCAAUUCUAUGCCACAUUCUGGUCAUUGACAAUGUAUGACCUUGCUGUUCCACAUACCAGCUAUGAACGAGAAGUCAAUAAACUUAAAGUCCAGAUGAAAGCAAUUGAUGACAAUCAGGAAAUGCCUCCAAAUAAAAAGAAAAAAGAGAAGGAGCGUUGUACUGCUCUUCAGGAUAAACUUCUUGAAGAAGAAAAGAAACAGAUGGAACAUGUACAAAGAGUUCUACAGAGAUUGAAAUUGGAAAAGGACAACUGGCUUUUAGCAAAAUCUACCAAAAAUGAGACCAUCACAAAAUUUCUACAGCUGUGUAUAUUUCCUCGAUGUAUUUUUUCAGCAAUUGAUGCUGUUUACUGUGCUCGUUUUGUUGAAUUGGUACAUCAACAGAAAACUCCAAAUUUUUCCACACUUCUUUGCUAUGAUCGAGUUUUCUCUGACAUCAUUUACACAGUUGCAAGCUGUACUGAAAAUGAAGCUAGUCGAUAUGGGAGAUUUCUUUGCUGCAUGUUAGAGACUGUGACCAGAUGGCAUAGUGAUAGAGCCACAUAUGAAAAGGAAUGUGGAAACUAUCCAGGAUUCCUUACCAUAUUACGGGCAACUGGAUUUGAUGGUGGAAAUAAAGCUGAUCAAUUAGAUUAUGAAAAUUUUCGGCAUGUUGUGCAUAAAUGGCAUUACAAACUAACCAAGGCAUCAGUACAUUGCCUUGAAACUGGCGAAUAUACUCACAUCAGGAAUAUCUUGAUUGUGCUAACAAAAAUACUUCCUUGGUAUCCAAAAGUUUUGAAUCUGGGUCAGGCUUUGGAAAGAAGAGUGCAUAAAAUCUGCCAAGAAGAAAAAGAGAAGAGGCCAGAUCUAUAUGCAUUGGCUAUGGGCUACUCUGGGCAGUUGAAAAGUAAAAAGUCAUACAUGAUACCUGAAAAUGAGUUUCAUCACAAAGACCCCCCUCCGAGGAAUGCUGUGGCCAGUGUACAAAAUGGGCCUGGUGGUGGGCCUUCUUCAUCAUCGAUAGGAAGUGCAUCUAAAUCGGAUGAAAGCAGUACUGAGGAGACUGAUAAAUCAAGGGAGAGAUCUCAGUGUGGUGUGAAAGCUGUUAAUAAAGCUUCUAGUACCACACCAAAAGGGAAUUCAAGCAAUGGAAAUAGCGGCUCAAACAGCAGCAAAGCUGUUAAAGAAAAUGACAAAGAAAAAGGGAAAGAGAAAGAAAAAGAGAAAAAAGAAAAGACUCCAGCUACUACUCCAGAGGCCAGGGUACUUGGUAAAGAUGGUAAAGAAAAACCAAAGGAAGAGCGGCCAAAAGAUGAAAAAGCAAGAGAGACCAAGGAAAGAACGCCUAAGUCUGACAAAGAAAAAGAAAAAUUCAAGAAGGAAGAAAAAACUAAAGAUGAGAAAUUCAAAACCACUGUUCCCAUCGUAGAAUCAAAAUCGACUCAAGAAAGGGAAAGAGAGAAGGAGCCAUCCAGAGAAAGAGAUAUAGCAAAGGAAAUGAAGUCAAAGGAAAAUGUUAAAGGAGGAGAAAAAACACCAGUUUCUGGGUCCUUGAAGUCACCUGUUCCCCGAUCAGAUAUUGCAGAGCCUGAAAGGGAACAAAAACGCCGCAAAAUUGAUACCCACCCUUCUCCGUCACAUUCCUCCACAGUAAAGGACAGUCUCAUCGAACUCAAGGAGUCUUCUGCAAAGCUCUACAUUAAUCAUACUCCUCCACCACUGUCCAAGAGUAAGGAGAGAGAAAUGGACAAGAAAGAUUUGGACAAGUCAAGGGAAAGAUCCAGAGAAAGAGAGAAAAAAGAUGAAAAGGACAGGAAAGAGCGGAAAAGGGAUCACUCAAACAAUGACCGUGAAGUGCCACCAGACUUAACCAAGAGGCGGAAAGAGGAAAAUGGAACAAUGGGGGUUUCAAAACACAAAAGUGAAAGCCCAUGUGAGUCUCCUUAUCCAAAUGAGAAAGACAAGGAAAAAAAUAAGUCAAAAUCUUCAGGCAAAGAAAAAGGCAGUGGUGAUUCAUUUAAAUCUGAGAAGAUGGAUAAAAUCUCCUCUGGUGGCAAGAAGGAGUCCAGACAUGACAAAGAAAAGAUAGAAAAGAAAGAGAAACGGGACAGUUCAGGAGGAAAGGAAGAGAAAAAACAUCAUAAGUCCUCGGACAAGCACAGAUAAUGAAGACUUUCAGUCAAGGGUAUGGACAGACCCCUAAGCUGAAGGUCUCCCAGAGGAGGAUGCCAAAGCUCCAUGCGUCACUCUCAGAACGAUAUCUCCCAUAAUUAAGAGCUUCUGGUGCUGUCCAUUUAAUGGGAAUCUGCUUUAAGUCAGAAGAUGAAUAUACACCAAUAUCCUCUUGACGAGACAUUCCAAAGUCACUGAUUUUCAGAACAUUAUUUUCACCUCCAGGCAGUUUCUUGCAGCAAGGUCCCUGUGCAUACAAUUUUUACUCGAGAUACGCCAUCCAGAAGCAGCAUCUAACGAAAAUUUCACUAACUGAGUUUUAGUUCAUCCUUCUUUCUCAGAAAGGAGAGGAAACCGCCUCCUGGAACCAGUUCCUUAAAAAUGUAGAUAGGCUGUCUUUGUGUGCGAACUCCUAUAAGUUUGACAACAUUGGGAUGAUUAUGUCACUUGAGGAUUUUGGCUUCUUGUAAAAAUUUUAAUUUCAGUUCCUGGAAAAGAUCUUCUUUUCAUGUUUUAAUAGCAACAUGAAUUUUAUCCUUUAAUGUCCCCUAAAGUAUGUCAUCACAAUUUCCCUUGCCCAGUAAUUCACCUAAUGUGAUAUCUUCAUGAUUGAGAACCCAUUUCUUAUUCUACUAAUUAUGGUCACAUGGACACCAUGAUGUUCUUUAUUGGAACAUUACUAUUUUUUUCAAUUUAAAAAAUUGAGAUAUUCACCAUUUUAAAGUGUACAAUUCAGUGGUUUUUAGUAUAUUCAUUAUAUUGUGCAAUCAUCACCAUUAAUCUCAGAACAUUUCUCUCACCUCCAAAAGAAGCCCCAUGUGUGUUAGCAGUCACUCUUAAUUCUCCCCUUCUCCAACCCCUGAAACCACUAAUGUACUUUCUAUGGAUUUGCCUAUUUUGGACAUUUCAUAUGAAUGGAAUCAUGCAAUACUGUGGCCUUUUGUGUCCGGGUUCUUUCACUUAGCAUCAUGUUUUCAAGAUUCAUCCAUGUUGUAGCAUGUAUCAGUACUCCAUUCCUUUUUAUGGGUAAAUAAUAUUCCAUUGUAUGAAUGUGUAUCAUAUUUUGUUUAUCCAUUCAUCAGUUGAUGGACAGGAACAAUGACUUUAAGUAUUAAAUUGUAAGUUCAACAUCAGUGUAUCCGCAAUUAUAAUUGAUAAUGUCAAGAUUAAUACAUGGUGUGAACAGAAUACUGUGUAGAAAUGAUAAUGUAAAUUAUUUGUCAGCAUUUCAUGCAAGUGUGAUUAUUUUCUAAGGCCCCUUCUAGCUCUGGUUUUAUGAAAUAUGUGAAUGUAGUAUUUUCAUCAAUAAAGUUUAAUGCGUUAAGCAUUAGUUUAAAAUUUGAGAACAAAUGUUAGGCAGAUAUGAAGUUAUUUGCCACAUGUUGUAAUGAUCAUGUUUUGAAUUUAUUUCAAUAUGCAGUAUUUGAAAAAUGUCAAUACAUAAAGGAAAGGAAAUGAGUAUAAUUGAGUCGAUAUAUUUUUUAAGCAAUUUUUAUAAUUUAGCAGACGUUGCAUCUUAAUAUAAGUCAUUAUUAAAAUUGUGUCCUUGUGAAAAAUGUGAUGUUAUUUUCCUUUUUUUUUUGUUGAUCAUGUAAAAUAGGUUCCUUUGGUACAUAUGUUCUGUUCAUUUUUGAUAAGCUAUUGCUUGCCCAUGAAAUGUUUUACUUCUUGCUAUUUUAUUUUAUUUUUUCUCCCUAACCCCAUUUCUCCCUCUCACACCAAUUAUUCAGUGUUGUUGUUUUUUUUCAAGAGUCAUAAUAUGCCUGUCUAAAUGGUUUCUAAGAGUGGACAAUAAGAAAUACAUGAAUAUUUUCAUCCUUCUCUGGGGAUUUAAUUGAAGUCUUUGUUAUUGACGGAACUCACUAACUUUUCUUUCUUUAAACUUCCCUCCUUCCUUUUUCUUCCUCCUCCUUUCCUUACCAUCCUUCCCCACCCUAUCCACCCUCCUCCUUUCUGUCCUUCCUUCUUCCUCUCUCCUACUUCUUUCCCUCUCUCUGACUUCUCUCACACCCUCUUCCUUCCUUCCUACCUGCCUACCUUCCUUCCUUCCUUUCUUAAUCUAUCAAUAUAAUCACUUUGUUUCUUUCAGGUGAGAUUGGAAUGAAAUUGUUCAUCUGUGACCAGAAAUUUAUUUUCCUGAGUAGAUUGCCGAGAAUUAUGAAUGAAGAGGGCCCAUUUGCAUCUCCUUAAAUUAUUCAGUUAUCUGCUUUAUUGCUCCAUGUGGAAAACCUAAAAUUGUUGAGUUGUGCAUUACUGUAUUUUUAACUUGUUGCUUAAUUUCUACGUGUUUAUUUUCAGUAAUGGCUGAAAGUGUUGAUUGUUCCAUAUUUUUAGCACAAUGUGCUGCAUACACUUCCCAACAAGCAAAUAAGGUUACAUGUGUACAGAAUUUCACUUUUGGUUAACUAAAUAUUGCCUGAGUUUAGUCUUCCCCCUCCCCCAUUUUAAAUGCUUCCUUUUUACUGUUUGAAACUGAAAAUAAACAAUUAUUGAACCAUUUUGAAUUUACCUCAUUUUAAAGCUCGGUUUUAAUUUAUUAUUUGGCCUGUUUUUAAUAUUAGUCACUUAAAUUGGAAGGAGUGUCUUAUGCAAUGCCUAGGAAUCGUUUUAUAUAGUACAUGUACAUUAAAAUCUGUUUAAAAAAGAAAAAAGAUACCAGCACUCACUUGUCCUUUGCCAUUUUUUCCCUUGUAAUUACACAAAUGGGGGGGGGUGUCGAAAGUUAAUUGUGUUUUAAUUCUACAGCUAUAGGAGCUUUGUAUUGCUGAACUUUCGUCUGGAAAAGUUUCACAGUGACAUUUUUAAAAGAGAAUUUUUUAAUCUACUGAAUUCUACCAGUGUAAACUUUUUUCUA